UCACCUAUUGCAAGCUACACGUUCUGCUUCUGGGUUCUACACAAUUUCCUCUCAAAUUUCCCGGAAAAUGAACGAGAAAGUGCAAGUUUCUCUCGACAAGCUACCCGUCAAGCGCUUGGACGUCAUCGAGGAGAAUGGCGCCGAACGAUUCCCUUCCGAUGUGGGAUACGACGAAAAACGGCUUUCGUUGAUUCGGCGAAUCGAUUUCGCGUGGGCGGUGGAGAAGGACGAGAAGAAGAAGCAGAAGAAGAGCGCGAAGGAGAGCUUGACGCCAUGGCCAUGGCAGACGAUGGUGGAGAACUUGCAGUUGGCUCAACAGGAACUCUCUGUUAUUGUAGAUCUCAUCAACACCGUGGAAGCUAAUGACGCAGUAACAGUGGCUGGCAUGACAAGGCCAAAGCCAUUGCCCAAUGAAGUUCUCUCUGACCUUGCUGUAUCUGCUGCAAUUAAGUUACAAGGUUUCCGGAGUCUUGGUAAAUAUUUUAAGCAGUCUGCCAAAGCUUUGGAACAACAGGUUGUUAGAGAAGCAAGAUUUUAUGGUGCUCUGAUCAGAUUGCAGCAGAACUGGAAAGUUAAACGGCAGCGUAUUGCAGCUGCAGCUUCCGGAAAUGAAGGCUUCACCAUUGAUCUUUUUGACAAUUCAUUGUACGAUCCAGCUUCUGUAUAUCGCCCCACUUUUCUAUCAAUGGUUCGUGUUGAACAUGACCCAGCUGGCAUGCUGGCUAUAAAUUUACCUCCAAACUCAUGCCGAUCUCUUCAAUUUGGGUUUUUUGGUGUUCACCCUUGUGAUAAUACUGAACCCAAUAAAACGAAAGUUGGUUCCUCAGUUCACUCAAGGGAAACUGAAAAAGAAGCAGCCAAUGAUGAUGAGUGUAUUAAAGAGACACAUCUACUCCUUCGUCAGGUUCAUCAAUCAAUCUUUGAUGAGAAGGUAUUUGAUUUGGUGAACCGUGAAGCGUUCAAUCAAUCUUUAGGGGUCAAUGUGACUGGAAUAAGAGAAAACUAUUUGCAACUGAGCAUAGGUCUAGGAAACUCUGUGUUUAUAUCACUCGUGUCAUCUAAUCAAGAUGACCAAACAGGAGAUGAUGCUGGAAAUCAGGAUAUAGAAAAUGCAAUUUUACCUUUGGACUCGUUAGAUGGAGUGAAGUUACCGGAAGAGGAUAAACAAGAUACCUUUAAUAAAGAGUUAGGCACUCCUGAUUAUAUUAGCUGUGAAAUAUAUCUACAACAGCUUUUUCAUGAGCAUGUAUUUUCAAGAGCAAAGGACAAACCCGUUUCAACUGUUUCUCGAGUCUCUGGUCAACCAGCGAAGGAAGGACCUAGUCUUCUCGGUCAUUUCUGCCUGUCUUUGGCUCAUAGGAUCUUUUCAAAAAAAGUUCUUGUGGUGCUAGAAAAUUUGGUUUCUGGGGUAUCAUAUCUACAGUUGCUUUCUCAUCCCACUUGGAAUUCUCGCACAUCGUCAUGGACAAUCUUCAUGAAGAUUCCACAAUCCAUUUUACAUGGCGGCAGCCACCAGACAUCAGACUUGCAUCACAUGAAGAGUACCACUAAGUCUCAGUUUCGAACAAAGGUUGUCAUAAAAGAUGAUUUCAUCAGUGUAGAAGGGGAAGGUGCUCCAAAUGUUGUUGGUCUAUUCAAAGGAAGUGCUCAGGAAGUUUCUUCAAUGAACAGAUACGAAUGUAACUUGGAAGAUCUUCCGGUGAUAAUUUUGCAGCAGGUUGCAGGCCAAAUUGUGCGUUGGCUUCAUGAGGAAGCUCUGAUGGUUGGAAUAAAGGUGAACCGAGACUUUCUCAGCUUGUCGUUUGAGCUCGAGCAGGGCGAGACACUCACCUUGUUAGCACACGUCGACCCCGAAGAUGCUCAGGGAUGCAUCUCAUGGUGGCUGGUCAUGGAGGACGGUUUCACGGAGGAAGGGAAGCUUCAUAUGGACUUAUCUGAUGGCGUAUCUGAAUAUAGGAGGUUCUUAGGCCAUUUGUCACUUGAUCUGUUGUACUCAACCCUGAUAGACUUGGUAAGCUUGUGCACUGGAGGUAGUAGCUUGUGAUUAAUGCAUACUCACAUUUUGCCCAAUUUUAGUCACUUUGGUGCAAAAUCUUAGUUUUGAAGCUUUACAGUAAUCUCAUUCAAAGUUAUUUGCUCUUGACCAAAGUAAAUAUUA
Molecule: messenger RNA, 2158 nt
Organism: Morus notabilis
Lineage: Eukaryota; Viridiplantae; Streptophyta; Magnoliopsida; Rosales; Moraceae
Product: mediator of RNA polymerase II transcription subunit 17
Exons: 8
Coding region: 68-2044 (658 amino acids)
Biological process (GO): regulation of transcription by RNA polymerase II
Cellular component (GO): mediator complex; core mediator complex
Molecular function (GO): transcription coregulator activity
Source: RefSeq, a predicted model, not a curated record